AAAGUCUUCCUGUUGUUCUCACAGCAGCUGCACCGUUAGUUCCUCCUGAGUUUUCGCCGAAGGCUGAAUUUGAUCCGGCUUUUCUGAGAAAAAAAAACCCUUCAACAUUCAGCCCUUCAUCAACAAAGAUCAAUAAGUCAAUACACCACUUAUUGAUUUCAUCGGGAGCUUUUUUGUUUUUACGAUGAGUGUGUCCCAGACAAUGGAGACAGAGGAGGACCUCCUGACUUGUCUCUACAUCAAGUUUUACCACCCUCGGCAGCAAUAUGAGGGCCUUUACGGGCUGCUUCCUAUGGGGACCAAGAGCAAACACCCUGCGGAUGAGCCCCUCAGACUGGGACGUGACCCCCAGUCCUGCACCUUCUCCCUGGUGGACAUGCGGGUGUCUCGCAAACAGCUUUGCGUCUACGCUUUCCGCACCCCCCAGAGCCCGGACAUGCUGUUCUGCAUCCAGAACUUGAGCAAGAAGGGACGGCUGUCAGUGAACGGUGCCAUGCUGGGCUUCCUGGAGAGGAUGGAUCUCCCCAACAAGGCCCUGAUCCGGUUCGGAGAGUAUGAGAUGCUGAUCAUCCAAGAGCCUGGGGAAGCCAUGGGGAAAAUUGAAGUGGACUUUGAGGUGCUGGCAGUACCUCCGUCCAGAGAGACAUGCACACGUGUGCCUCCUCCAGCACCUGUCAUGGAAAUGGGCUCCUAUGGGACAAGCUGUCCAGGUGAACUCAGAGUUAGUGCCCCCCUUGAGAACGACGAGACCAUCAUGUGUUUCUCAUGAUGUUUUUACUUUCCCUCUGACUUGCAUUUGAAUGCAAAACACACGACUGCGUAGAUGUAACAUAGACGUUAACGCGCUUGCAUAGAAUCCCUUUUGUAAUGUGAAAUCAUUGUAUUGUUUGCAAUGUGAAAUCAUUGUAUUAUUUUUGAACCCUAUUACUCCAUGUUUAAAGCUUUGAUCUGAAAAGUGAAGAUUUAAACGUUAUUUAGCUACUUUUAACCCUUUAAAAUCUGAAAAGAAUUUCUUUCAAAAACAUGGGAAGAAGGCACUGAGCUAUGACAGAAGAAAUACCCCAGAAUUAGUGAGAAAUUUGUUGGGGGAAAAGUACAAGAAAAUUACCAGAAAAAUUAGUUAAAAAAAAAAACUAACAAAAAUUAAAAAGAAAGAAAAAAUCA
Messenger RNA from Plectropomus leopardus (leopard coralgrouper), 1164 nucleotides. It is a transcript of the gene tifa, whose product is annotated as TRAF interacting protein with forkhead associated domain. Gene Ontology annotation, biological process: positive regulation of canonical NF-kappaB signal transduction. The record is from RefSeq and is a predicted model, not a curated record. Gene Ontology annotation, molecular function: protein binding. NCBI's taxonomy places the organism in Eukaryota, Metazoa, Chordata, Actinopteri, Perciformes, Serranidae.